Messenger RNA from Eremothecium gossypii ATCC 10895, 2676 nucleotides. It is a transcript of the gene FOX2, whose product is annotated as bifunctional hydroxyacyl-CoA dehydrogenase/enoyl-CoA hydratase FOX2. Bases 1 to 2676 code for a protein of 891 amino acids. The transcript has a single exon. The record is from RefSeq and is marked provisional. NCBI's taxonomy places the organism in Eukaryota, Fungi, Ascomycota, Saccharomycetes, Saccharomycetales, Saccharomycetaceae. Gene Ontology annotation, molecular function: oxidoreductase activity.
AUGUCGCUAACUUUCAACGACCGUGUGGUAAUCAUUACGGGUGCCGGAGGCGGUCUGGGCCGUGAGUACGCGCUGGACUACGCCAAGCGCGGGGCCAAGGUGGUGGUGAACGACCUAGGGGGGACGCUUGGCGGGUCCGGGCAUGACACAAGGGCUGCAGACAAGGUUGUGGAGGAAAUCCGCAAGGCCGGCGGCACUGCGGUGGCCAACUACGACACGGUGACGGACGGUGAUAAGAUCGUGAAGACUGCGAUCGACGCGUUCGGGCGUGUGGACGUGAUUGUCAACAACGCGGGCAUCUUGCGCGACGGGUCCUUUGCCAAGAUGACCGAGAAGAACUUCAGCGCGGUCGUGGACGUGCACCUAAACGGGUCAUACAAGCUCUGCAAAGCGGCAUGGCCUUAUAUGAGGCAGCAGAAGUACGGGCGCAUUGUCAACACGGCGUCGCCCGCCGGCUUGUACGGUAACUUUGGCCAGACAAACUACUCCGCGGCCAAGCUGGGUCUAGUUGGGCUAUCUGAGACGCUCGCGAAGGAGGGGCACAAGUACAACAUCAAGGUCAACGUCAUUGCGCCUAUUGCCAGGUCGAGAAUGACUGAGGGUUUGCUUCCUGAUCACGUGAUCAGGGUUAUGGGCCCUGAGAAGGUGGUUCCCAUGGUUGUGUACUUGACUCACGAGAACACCGAGGUCACCAACAGCAUAUUUGAGCCAGGCGCUGGAUAUUACACGCAGGUGAGGUGGGAGCGUAGCUCCGGCGGACUUUUCAACCCUGAUGAGAAGACGUUUACUCCUGAGGCCAUUCUUCACAAGUUCCCUGAGGUCCUGGAUUUCAAGGACAAGCCCUUCAAAGCUGUUGAACACCCUUACCAACUAGCAGACUACAACGAUUUGAUUUCCAAGGCGCGGCAGUUGCCACCUAACGAGCAAGGCAGCGUGCAGGUGAAGUCCUUGAAGGACAAGGUUGUAAUUAUUACCGGUGCUGGUGCCGGGUUGGGCAGGUCUCAUGCUCUUUGGUUUGCGAAGUACGGCGCCCGCGUGGUUGUGAACGACCUAAAGGGUGCUGACGGCGUGGUUGCUGAGAUCAACAGCCAGUACGGUGAAGGCCGUGCGGUCGCUGACAGCCACAACAUCGUGACCGACGCCGCGGCCGUCGUGGAGACUGCAAUGAAGGCUUUCGAGCGUGUUGAUGUAUUGGUUAACAAUGCCGGUAUUUUGCGUGACCGCUCGUUUGUGAAGAUGACUGACGAUGAGUGGAAUAGCGUCCUGCAGGUGCAUUUGUUGUCUGUGUUUGCACUAAGCAAGGCUGUAUGGCCUAUCUUCAUGCAACAGCGCUCUGGUGUUAUUGUUAAUACCACUUCUACCUCUGGUAUCUACGGUAACUUUGGCCAGGCCAACUACUCUGCCGCCAAGGCUGCUGUUUUGGGGUUCAGUAAGUCUUUAGCCAUUGAGGGUGCCAAGCGUGGUAUCAGAGUUUACGUGAUUGCUCCUCACGCCUUCACUAACAUGACCAAGACCAUCUUCGGCGAGACCGAGAUCAAGAGCUCUUUUGAACCUAGUCAGGUUUCUCCAUUUGUCGUCUUGCUUGCCUCGAACGAAUUUGCAAGAAAGUACAGACGGAGUGUCGGUUCGCUGUUUGAAGUCGGUGGUGGCUGGAUCGGCCACACCAGAUGGCAGAGAGCCAAGGGUGCUGUCAGUUUGGAGUUGGCUACUGCCGAGUUCAUUAGAGACAACUGGGCCACUAUCACCGACUUCUCUAAACCUUCAUACCCAGCCAGUAUUGAUGCGGCCGGUAAUGAUAUGAUGAAGGCGAUCAUGACUGCUACCGCUCUUCAGAGCAGCACUGGUGCUCUAAAGUACACUUCUCGCGACAGUAUCAUUUACAACCUUGGUCUUGGCGCUAACACCACGGAGUUGAAGUAUGUCUAUGAGAACCACCCAGCCUUCCAAGUUCUCUCAACUUACCCAAUUGUUCUAGCUAUGAACGCGGGCUUCGUUGACUUCCCUUCAUUUGCGGACAACUUCGACUACAAUAUGUUGCUUCACGGUGAACAGUAUAUGAAGCUGAACCAGUAUCCAGUUCCAACUGAGGGUAGCGUGAAGGUCGAGACAGCACCCGUUGCGUCUACGAACAAGGGCAAGAAGGCUGCUUUGAUCGUUAUCGGUUAUAAGGUUAUUGACGCCAAAACGAACAAGCAACUUGCCUACACUGAGGGCUCUUAUUUCGUUAGAGGCGCACAAGUCCCUGAGAGCAAGAAGGUUUUGACUGAACGUCCAACGUUCUCUACGACUUCUUUCUCCUCCCCUGACAGGGAGCCAGACUUCGAAGCUGAGAUUGACACCAGUGUUCACCAGGCCGCUUUGUACAGAUUGGCCGGUGACUACAACCCUCUACACAUCGAUCCAAAGGUUUCCAGUAUUGCCCGCUUCCCAAAACCUAUCUUGCAUGGGUUGUGUUCCCUGGGAUGCACUGCCAAGGCCCUAUUUGAGAAAUUCGGCCAGUAUGAUGAGUUGAAGACCAGAUUCUCCAGCUUCGUCUUCCCUGGUGAUAAGCUAAAGGUUAGAGCCUGGAAGGAAGAUGGUGGCAUCGUUAUCUUUGAGACUAUCGAUCUCGACAGAGAUAUGCCUGUGUUGACCAACAGUGCUAUCAAGCUUGUGGGCAGCCAGUCCAAGCUAUGA